Messenger RNA from Oryza sativa Japonica Group (Japanese rice), 1752 nucleotides. RefSeq lists its product as uncharacterized. Gene Ontology annotation, biological process: transmembrane transport. The record is from RefSeq and is a predicted model, not a curated record. Lineage: Eukaryota; Viridiplantae; Streptophyta; Magnoliopsida; Poales; Poaceae. Gene Ontology annotation, molecular function: transmembrane transporter activity.
GGAGUUUUGGCAUGCAAAUUAACCGUGUUUCUCUUAAGCUGUCGAUUUGGUAGAGACGCCAGGAUGAAGGACUUGGCUGUGCUGGGGCACUUGUUCGUGGCGGCGUUCAUGUUCCACUUCGCCUCCUACAUGGUCAUCCCGGCGAUCACCGACGUGACGAUGGACGCCGUCUGCCCCGGCCGCGACGAGUGCUCCGUCGCCAUCUACCUCAGCGGCUUCCAGAGCGCCAUCACAGGGAUGGGGGCUCUUGUGGUGACUCCCAUCGUGGGGAAUUUGUCGGACAAAUACGGCAGGAAGGCGCUGAUGACACUGCCGGUGACCGUGGCCAUUCUGCCGUUGUUUAUACUGGCCUGCAACCGCUCCAAGGUGUACUUCUACGUGUACUACGUCGUUAAGGUCCUCGCCGGCAUCUUCUGCGAGGGCAGCAUGCAUUGCCUCUUGCUCGCCUACGUGGCCGACCAAGUCGGCGCCAGGCGGCGAGCGGCGGCGUUCGGGCUCCUCUCCGGCGUGUCGGCAGCGGGGUUCGUCUCCGGAACACUCACCGCGCGGUUCCUCCAGACAUCAACCACCUUCCAGGUGGCGGCGGCCGUCGCCGCGGCGACGGCCAUCUAUCUCAGGGCCGUUGUCCCAGAUUCCGGCGGAGCCAACUCCUUCGUUGACGAAGCAUGUGAUCCCUUCCUACAAGGCUCAUCCUGCUCCGCCGCGACUUCGUCUUCGUCCUCCUCCGAUGAGGAGAUCUCACCGAGACUUCCGCCGCACAAGGGCGGGGUGCCGUCGUUGUCAGACAUGGUUUCGCUUCUCACUGGCAGUUUGACCCUGUCAGGGGCAGCAAUUGUUACCUUCUUUUACAGUCUUGGGGAACAUGGGCUUCAGACUGCAUUACUGUACUACCUGAAGGCACAGUUUGGUUACAGCAAAGAUGAGUUCGCUAAUCUUCUGUUAAUUGCUGGUGCUGCAGGAAUGCUGUCACAGCUGACUGUAAUGCCGGUCUUGGCUCGAUUUGUUGGCGAGGAUAUACUGCUUAUUAUAGGACUCCUAGGAGGAUGUACUCAUGUUUUCCUGUAUGGCAUUGCAUGGUCAUAUUGGGUACCAUAUUUAUCUGCGGUGUUUAUAAUUCUGAGUGCUUUUGUUCACCCUUCUAUAAGAACCAAUGUAUCGAAGAGUGUUGGAUCAAAUGAGCAGGGAAUUGCUCAAGGCUGUAUAUCGGGCAUAAGCUCGUUUGCCAGCAUAUUAGCUCCACUAAUUUUUACCCCUCUAACAGCAUGGGUCCUUUCAGAAACAGCGCCAUUCAAAUUCAAAGGUUUCAGUAUCAUGUGUGCUGGCUUUUGUACGCUCAUUGCCUUCAUUAUCAGCAUGAGGAUGCGAGCAGGGCAAUCUGGUGCAAGUGAGAUGUUGGCCAUUGUGCAGCAUGAGCAAGCAUGAUGAGUAUGCUAGUAGAUUGUAAAUUUGGCCAACCUGAAACCAUUGUAAAUUUACAUACUGUACAUUGUAAAUUUGGCCAACGUGAAACCAUCCCAUUGUCUACUAUCCUGAUGGGCGAAUGACUAUUCCCCUAUUCCUCUGCAAAUCUCCAUCAGGGAAGGGAAGGAUUCUUCUUCAGAUAGUAAAUUGACAACUGCUAUGUCAUAGAAGCCAGCCCAGCUUGUUGUAAUAUCACCUAGUAGUGUAUAUUGCUGGAAUGAUGGCCUACAUAUUUCGGCCGGAGCUUCAGACAUGAGUUAAUGCCAAUGGUAGUACAGAUUUCAACAGCAA